CAGUGGAGUUCUGUGUGUGAAUCGCUGCGGAUUUCUUCACCCCGUGACAAAGUUGUUAUCCUGAGCUGUGGGUCGCAGUCGUGAAAACUCUGCUCUUCUAACAAAACGACAACCUGUUUCAGUGACCAGGACACUUGUACGGGCACGAAACGGUUGUGUAAGCCAUGAUCUAAGGUGUUAACAUCUACAUUUUAUCCAUGGAUGUGGACUUGCCUUCACACAUGCCACGAUCGCACACAUCAGUGUCUCAGUCUGACUCCAGUGCAGAUGUGUGGGACUGGUUGUGUGUACUUCAUCUAGAGCAGUACUCUGAGACAUUUCACAAUGCUGGGCUGACAACGUUGCAGCAAUGUCACAACCUCACACCAGAUCAGCUGGAGAGGAUGGGUGUCACCCUGCCAGGUCAUCAGAGACGCAUCCUGGCUAGCCUGAACAAAACGCAUGGCAGUCGUGACAUACAUACUGAUUUACACUCUCCCCCUUUGCCGUCUGAAAGGAAUCAAUCAGUGGUGGAGAAGGAACAUAUUAAAAUGUUACAGGGGGAGAGAUCUGUGACCAUCCCAGAGGAAGGAAAAUGUAUCCACACGCAAAUGGAGAAAGGCCAUCAAGAGUCAUUGAGACCUACACCGAGAGAAAGAGAGAAACCAGUCCCUAAGGAGAGACAAACACCCAGGAAGAAAGAGCGAAAUGGAGGAGGCGAAAAGAAACCAGUUCCUGAAAAAAGACUAUCAGCACCGAGACCAAGCAAAGAGGAAGAUGGCGAUGGAGAGAGGGAGAAACCUUUUCCUAAAGAAAGAACUAAGUUUCGCUCCAAUUCUUCAGUGAAUUCCCCCCCCAGCCCCCUUGUCUCUACAAUUUCUGACACCUCGUUACCCCCUGUCCCCCCACGAAGCUCAGCCAACUGCCCUCCUCAGCGGUUUAGCUCCUCACCUCCUGCUCAAACCCCUGGUUCCCCUAAACUAGACAGGCAAGAUAUUAAAGCUACAGCUGUUCAGAGCAGGUCUCAGAGUUUAACUCCUACGAGCCCCCCUACCCACACCACUGCACAAACUCGGCCACAGACAUUAGACAUUCAGACAUCUGUCCAACAUUUGGUUAGUGAUGGAGGAAGAAAAACAUCACCUGUCCCCCUUAUUGUCUCUCUCAGUGAUGACAGUAAUGCUCCACCUCUCCCUCCAAAAGGGGUAGCACCAAAAGGCCCACCACCAAUCCCUUACCGGUUUCCUGCACAGUCUUCUAGAACUUGCAGCUCCUCGCCCACCAAGACAGCUACUGAUGAGCUGCAGAAAGACCAAACUCCACAGGCGCCACCACGGAUCAGGUCACAUCACCCUCCUCACACUAAAGAAAACGUGCUACAGUCAACUCAACCUGACACUCAGCCGGCUCUGCCUGUCAGGAGAGUCUCACAACCCUCUUAUCUUGGUUCGCUCAAUGAUAAUUCUGAUGAAUAUAAGGAACCAGACUUCAUUAACCCCAGUGUUAAACGCAGGAGCCCACCACCCAGGGACAUGUCCCUGCAACUGCCAGGUCAAACAAGAGGGCGGUACAGUUCUUGGUUAAGCGAUGAAGAGCUGUUGGACGACGAUGAUGAUGAUUUCCUGGAGAGGAGCCUCGAUAGCUUGCAGGGAAGUGUUUGCCUGCAUAACCAGAAGACUGGCAAACUGGCUUCAGCCACUAAAGAAAACAGCUCCCAGCUCGCUGCUGUCAUCAAGAUGGGUUGGCUGGACAAGAAUCCACCUCAGGGGGUCCUUUAUUACCAGAGACGAUGGGUAAAACUGGAUGUGGAUUAUCUGAGAUACUUUGACAGUGAUAAGGACGUAUAUUCCAAAGGGAUCAUCUCAACAGCAUUCAUUACUAAUGUGGCAAGUGUGGGAGAGCAUAAGUUUGAAGUUGCCACAAACAACCGCACGUUUAUCUUCAGGGCUGAAAGUGAAGCUGAGAGAAACGACUGGGUGAGUGUAGUGCAAGACUGCACCAGGGGGCGCUAUCGGCGCAGCAACGUUGGCCCUGGUUCACCUUUGGCCCCAGACCAUCAGGGCUAUCUGGAACUCAAAGGGUUUCGCUCCAAAUUUUAUACAGUUGUCGCCUCAGAUAAGGUCUUCCUCUACAAAAACAUAGAUGACUACCGUAUUGGUGUUGGUGUCACAUCCAUUGAGAUGAAUGUUGCAAAUAUUAAAGACUCAGAACGUCGUAACUUUGAUCUCAUCACGCCCUACCGCAUUUUCAGUUUCAUAGCAGAGGCGGAGCAGCAUAGAGAGCAGUGGGUGGACGCCAUGCGGAAAGCCAUAGAUGAGGCAUUGUCCAGUCGCGAGGUGGCAGAACGGAUCUGGGUGGAGCCAAGCAACAUUUUCUGUGCCGACUGUCAGGCACCCAAGCCAGAGUGGGCAGCCAUCAACUUGUGUGUGGUGGUCUGCAAACAAUGCGCAGGAGAGCACAGAGGACUGGGACCUAGUGUCUCAAAAGUUCGUAGUCUAAAGAUGGACAGGAAAGUCUGGACAGAGGAACUAAUACAGGUGUUCGUGGUGCUAGGCAACGAGCGGGUAAACAGUUUCUGGGCAGCAAAUGUCCCACCCAGCGAGGCUUUGACACCUUCUAGCUGUAGUGAUGAAAGAAGACGCUUCAUCACCAACAAAUACCGCCAGGGAAAAUACAGAAAGUACCAUCCGCUGUAUGGAAACCAGAAAGAGCUUGACAAUGCUCUGUGCAUCAAUGUUCAGUGCAGUGAUUUGUUAGAGACAAUAAGUCUGAUCUUCUGUGGGGCAGAUGUCAAUUGUUCAACUGGAAAGACCAACUGGCCUUCCCCUUUCUCCCUGGCCAACGCACACGCACAACCCUUACAGGCUGAGUUAAUUAGAAACAAUCUCAGCACAGAUCUGCCACAGUCAGACGUGGUUAGGGUCAUGGAGGCCAAACAUUAUUCACCACCACCUAGUGUGUCUCAUAACGGCUUCCUUUACAAAACUGCAUCCAUGGCUCGGGCUGUCACAGAGCGCAAGGGCAAAGAGGAGUUCAGUCGCCGUUGGUGUACGCUGAAUGAUGGCACCUUCAGUUAUUAUGAGAGUGACAAGAACUCAAACCCUAACGGCACUUUGAAAGCUUCAGAGAUCGUCUGUUUGGCUGUCGACCCGCACGAUAAACAUUGGUAUGACAGUACCUUUGAAAUUUACUCCGAGUCAGAGCGUCUCUAUCUGUUUGGCACUGAUAAUGCAGAUAGCCACAAAGAAUGGGUGAAAUCUAUUGCCAAGAGCUUUAUCCCAGCCACUGCAGAACCAUUAUUGAGGAUGGGUUUUGAGCGGAUCGGGAGGCUGAAAUAUAAAGACGGCUUGAAUCUACAAACAUCUAAAGUUGGUUGGUUUGCUCUGGUGGGCUCCACACUUCAUGCCCUUCUGGAGGGUGACCAGUGGGAGGAGAUCCACCUCCGUAAACUUAAUGAACUCUCCACCCAACAAGACAAUGAAGUACUGGUUCUGGUAGAGAAAGGCAGAGCCUUGUACAUGGAAGGAGAGAGGAAGUUGGAUUUUGCCGGCUGGUGUGCCGCCAUCCGAACAGCCGCGGGGAGUGGAGGAGACACACUGAGUCAGCAGCAGCUCACAGAAACUGAUAUCCCUGUCAUCGUUCAUAGCUGCAUUGGCUACAUCACUCAGUGUGGCGGCUUGACAUCUGAGGGAAUCUAUCGCAAGAGUGGUGUGAACUCGCGCGUGGCAGCACUGUGCCAGAGAUUUCGACGCGAUGCCCGCAGCGUGCAUCUGAGGGAAGGAGAUCACCAGGUGGACGAUGUCUCCAACACACUCAAGCGCUUCUUUAGGGAGUUAGAGGAAGGACUGUUCACAUCGGAGAGCUCCAGCAACUGGCUCAGUGCAGCUGCCAUUCAGGAUGAAAAAAUGAAAAUCUCAGAGUACCAGCAGCUGUUCAACAGACUGCCUCAUGUCAACAAGGCUACACUACAAGCCCUUAUCAACCACCUGUAUUGCGUGCAGUGUUUUUCAGACCAGAACCAAAUGAACCUCCACAACCUGGCUAUAGUGUUCGGCCCCACCCUGUUUCAGACAGAUGGGAAAGACUACACUGCUGGCCGCACCGUUGAAGACCUCAUACAGCACUACACACUCAUAUUUAUGGUGGAGGAGCAGCAGCUCGAGAAGCAGCUAAAAGAGAUCCAUGCUAUCAUAAACAUGAGGCUGAAACUCAACACAAAGUUUCCCAGUACUGAGCCCGGAGGUCAUUUCAUCUGCACCGUGUACCUGGAGGAGGAAAACACAGACACAGUAGAGCAACAUGUGAAGAUCCCUGGUUCUAUGACAGCAGCAGAGCUGACAUGUGAGGUCCUUGACCGGCGCAACAUCAGCAUUAAAGAUAAUGAGUACUGGAGCUGCUGGGAGGUUAGCAACAAGGAGGAAAUGGAACGACCACUGCACUAUCAGGAGCGAGUUUUACCCAUUCUUCAUGCGUUUGGCACAGACUCCCAUCUGCUCAUCAAGAAGCACCUCGCUCUGGAGUCAAUGAUCGUAUACCUAAGCAGUAAAGUGGAUGCAUCCAAACAUGGGAUGAUGAAAUUCAGAGAGGAGCGAAGCAUCCUGGGCCUGGGUCUGACCUCGGCUUUCAAUGACCGAUAUUUCAUCCUCAACUCCAGCUUGCUCAGAAUGUACAAGGAAGUCAGAAGUAACCGUACAGAACGUGACUGGCAAGUGAAAAAUCUCAAGGUGUAUUUAGGUAUCAAGAAGAGGCUUCGUCCUCCCACCUGCUGGGGACUGACAGUGGUGUGCGAGAGUAAGAAGCAAGAGAGGCAGCAGUGGUAUCUCUGCUGUGAGAGCCAGUCAGAAAUGAGGGAGUGGUAUGCUACUUUUCUCAGUGUUCAGUAUGAUGGCGAUGUGUGGCCUCAGGAUGGCCUGCAGCAGACACGGAUGAGCCGGGUGUUGCCAGACACGCGUCACGGUAACGUGUCACUGAUACCACUGCGUGGCAGUGAGAAUGAAAUGCGUAACAGCGUAGCAGCUUUCAGCCAAGACCCGCUUGCUCUCUUUAGGGAUGUUCGAUAAUCCUUGCUUAAAGAAAGGUGGUUGGACUCAUCAGAUGAUCUCUCAACGUGCCAAUUACGUCAUCACUGUGGUGACAGACAGACAAACAGAGUAAUGGACUCUCAUAUUGUGCACCUGGAUUAUGGACUGCUGCAUGUUCUGCUCAGUAUAAUAUAAAAUGGACCAAAACCUGUGUGUACUACAGUGGCGGUGUGAAAUAUAACCUGCACACAAGAGUUUUACGUGAAUGUACAGUAGAGAGUUGGAGCUGUGGCAUUAACGAUGACGAGAUGAACAAAAAUCGAAUUUUCCUUGUACGUUCCAGCUCGACGUGGAGCCAGUCUGUGCUCAGUGUUGGACUCUUUAUUGGUCAGUGUGGCAUAUAAUCCCUGACAUGUUUUAUUAUAAUGAUGUAUAAUGGGACAGAGGUAUGAAAGACAUGCUGAGCAAAAAAACCUUAGAUUAUUUUAGGCACUAGCAUCGAGUGCUUAGAGAAUGUUAUUUUUUUAAUUGAAAAUAGAAGUUUGUAGGUGAUUUUUUUUAUCUCUCUGUGCUACUGUCUGACAGAUUAUUUUGUAAAUCUGAAAUUCAAAAAAGUGAACAGUAGCUAUUGUAAGUAAAGUUGAUGUCUGAUAAUGAGAAUGAAUUCUGACUGGGCCCAAGAGACAGCUGACAAAUGACAGGUGAUGGAUUAGUGUUUAUUGUACGGCAUGACCAACACAGUGCAAAACCUUGAUCUUGCUGUUUAAAUGCUUAUGUCACUUUGUCUGCAUACAGUAGAUGCACCUGUGUGCAUACACACACACACAAGUUUGUUUUUGUUUGGUUGAGUUACCGCUGAGGCCAAAACAUGCUGCAUGUACUGACAUACAGUAGGGCGAAUGGUGGGGUACACCCUGGACAGGUCACCAGUCCAUCACAGGGUUAGGGUUAACCAUGCACUCUCACUUAUAUUUACUCAUUUGAUGUGAUAGUCGUCAUAGUCGCCUCCUGUGUGUUGGUCCUUUAUGAAUUAUAAUUGAAUAAACAUACAAGUUUGAUUGAGUCAGUAUGAAAUAACAUCAUUUCAAUAGCAUAUUUUUAUGAUUUGUUAAUCUAACCCCCAAAUGAGGACGCAGUGGUUCCACUGAAAAAUCUGCAAGCACAACAGAUGAACAUAAAUGCAAUAUUGUCUUCUAUCAGUCUUAGUUCAUGAGUCCAAACUUGUGUGUGUGUGUAUAUGUAUAUAUUUGUUGUUGUUUUUGUUAAAAGUAAUAACCUGUCAACGGCUGCCUUACCAGAACAUCCACCAUCCUCACUACCUUGUAGUGCUGUAAGCCACCUGUAGGUUCUCAUGUUGUAAACAUAUUUUUGUAUUUAUUCAGACAGCAGAAGGCGCUGGAUGCUGCACUGUAGGAUGUCUUGUAUUAGUGAGGCAUCUUAAGGCUCAGCUCUUUGUUAGUUUUUUUUUACCUUUAACAGCAGUGCCUGUGAAUGUGUAUAUACCGUAGUGUAUUUAUAUUUGUGUGUGUUAUUAGCCGUGGCUGUGCAGUUCAGCAGGAAUAGAGAAUGCACUCUAUUGUAACAAACCUACAGUGCCUAUAGAAAGUAUCGCCCGACCGUUAUUGUUUUGUAACACUGAAGUACUAUGAGGAGACACUUGUGAAGGCUCAUCAUUAGAGCAAUUUAAAUGAUAAUCUUUACGAAUUGAUAUGAAAUGAGAGGCAUGCGACAUUUAACAUAUCCGCAUAUUCACCUCCCUUUCAAUCAACAGUCUCUUGGCCUACACGAAUGAGCCUUUAAGGUCACAUCACAAAGGGCACAGACUCAAGUGGCUGCCUGUCCAGUAGCUCCGUCACUGUUGCGUUGUUUUUCAUUUCCUGCGGGAUUAAUAAAGUCUCUAUCUGAAAGACCUGCUGCAGACAAACAUUCAUCCAGCAGCAUACUGCUACUCUCACUUUUCAUUUGGAACACAUGGUUUAAGUAUUGCAGCCAUGAGAUUUAGUAAAAUUAUCAAACCUCCAUCCUUUUCCACUGUUUGUCACCCACAAGCCUCUGGCAAUUGUUUUUUUUUUAUUCAUUUGUGAGUGAGUCACCAGAGCAGCAGCAGUUGUAUGAAUGUUGUCUCCCAUCAUGCAGCAUGUGUAGUACUCCCAGUGACAAGUGCCAGGUGUUAUCACUUGUUCUAGAUAAAUGUGUUUUGUUUAUAUUUGUAUGGAAAUGUUUAAUCUACCCCCUGAACAGUACAUUUUCAUCUAAUUUAGUAAUUUGUAUUGAGAAUAUGUGUCAUAAUAGAAAAUGUACUUUUUGAAGAGAUCGGUUUACUUUUAGGAUUUGAAACAUCUUUAGUGGAUUAAAUGAGUUUCAGUGUUUUAAAACAAUACAUUAAGUCCUGCAGGGGGCUGGUAAAUACUUUAUAUACACGUGGUGUGUAUAUUCUGUCUCUUUUCUUAUUCUACUGCUCUGCUUUUUACUGAUUUCGCAUCAAAGAAACUAAUAAACAAAUUCAGCUGG
Molecule: messenger RNA, 7511 nt
Organism: Solea solea (common sole)
Lineage: Eukaryota; Metazoa; Chordata; Actinopteri; Pleuronectiformes; Soleidae
Product: arf-GAP with Rho-GAP domain, ANK repeat and PH domain-containing protein 1-like
Exons: 34
Coding region: 198-5039 (1613 amino acids)
Biological process (GO): positive regulation of GTPase activity; signal transduction
Molecular function (GO): phosphatidylinositol-3,4,5-trisphosphate binding; protein binding; GTPase activator activity
Source: RefSeq, a predicted model, not a curated record